UAUACUGUAUUUUUACUAACAUAAAAUUUUAAUGAGAAUAAAACUUUUAGAGGUUAACAUUCUAGACUUCUCAGUAUUCCAGAGACCAAUGGUAUUAAAUAUACUUUAUAUAGGUUGAAAAUCUCCAUCCCAGCUCUUGGCACCCUCCUCACUGACAUCAUGCUCCAGUUCCUGCUUGGAUUUACUUUGGGCAAUGUGGUAGGAAUGUAUGUGGCUCAGAACUAUGACACACCAAACCUGGCUAAAAAGCUUGAAGAAACUGAGGAGGAUUUGGAUGCCAAGAAGAAACCCCCUAGUUCAAGAGGCUGACUCCAGAACCGCCUUCUGGAUACACCGAAUGUACUGCUCUUGAGGGCCUUCUUUACUGUUCAAAUCAAAAGCUUUCAUUUUCACCACGAGUCUAAAUGAUUUCCUUCUUUGCUAGACCCUAUCUAUAUUGCCUCAAAGUAAAAAUGGGGCCAUAGUUAAGAACUAUCUUUAUAGUUCCAACAUCUUUACCUCUUUCUACAUUCGCUUUCCAGGUGCUUGGGAGGUUCUGAGACUGGAAUUAUGGUGCUAGAUGAGUAAAUAAGACUUUUAAUUUGUAAACUCUCCCUUUUUCUCUGAGAUUUCUACUCUUUUGUCAAAAGAAAAAAAUGAUUAAGUUUUAAUAACCAAUAAGCUACAAAUAAUGCUGAUUUCACAGUUAGCAGUUAUAAUGGGUGCUUGUUAAACAUCUGGUAUUAAAUUAUGUCAUUUCAGAGUAAUUAAAACUAAUAUCUAGAAGCCAAAAAAAAAACACAAAAAAAAAACCACACACAAAAACUUCAUUGUAUAAAUCUUCAAUGCAAAAUGCUUUAAAACUUUGAGUACUCACAUGAUAAUACAAGUGGAAAAUUCCACACAUGGACCUUAUGUGAUGGUUCAGUCAAAACUGAACUAGGGACCAGCAAUUAGCGUAAUGGCUAUGUCGCUGGACUCCCAUGUAAUUGACC
Tupaia belangeri chinensis (Chinese tree shrew) is the source of this 974-nucleotide messenger RNA. RefSeq names its product short transmembrane mitochondrial protein 1-like. NCBI's taxonomy places the organism in Eukaryota, Metazoa, Chordata, Mammalia, Scandentia, Tupaiidae. The transcript has a single exon. The coding region runs from base 160 to 309 and encodes 49 amino acids. The record is from RefSeq and is a predicted model, not a curated record. Gene Ontology annotation, cellular component: respiratory chain complex.